This is a messenger RNA of Debaryomyces fabryi, 2793 nucleotides long. It is a transcript of the gene VAC7, whose product is annotated as Vac7p. The coding region runs from base 1 to 2793 and encodes 930 amino acids. Gene Ontology annotation, cellular component: PAS complex; fungal-type vacuole membrane. Gene Ontology annotation, biological process: positive regulation of phosphatidylinositol biosynthetic process; vacuole inheritance; protein localization to vacuolar membrane. The record is from RefSeq and is a predicted model, not a curated record. The transcript has a single exon. Lineage: Eukaryota; Fungi; Ascomycota; Pichiomycetes; Serinales; Debaryomycetaceae.
AUGACGUCUGCCUUGCCGCAGAAGGACCAAUCUAAGAAUAUAAAAAAUUUGACUAUAGAUACCAAUGACAAAGAACCAGAACAGGAACAGAUAGCGGAAGAUUUGGACGAAGCAAAAGAAAAGAAUGUGAAGACGAAAGACAAUUCAAGAAAUAAUAAUGACAAUAUGUCGAUUCAACCCACACCCACAGCAAGUUCAGGAAGUGAUAGUGCUAACCCGCUGGGAGGAUUUAAAGUUCCAAAGAAAAAAAAUGGUACUGAAGGAAAACAGACAGGGAGUGGGAAUGAAACAGGUAAUACUUCACGAAUAGUGUCUAUUGAUAAUAGUAAUUCAGUAGGUAGCACACCAAAACUCAAUAAGAAUAUAAUAACAAAUUUGAAUAAGUCAUUAAAAGCCAAACAGAAAAUCAUCAGUUCAAAGGAACCUCACCCGAAAAAUUCAACCAUAAUAUCAGAAAUUAUUAAUAAUUCACCUAAAGCAUCUUCCUUUCCAAAUACUGAGAGCGAAAGCGAGAAUAACUCUUACGCUGUACCGGGCAAUGGAAUUUCGAAUCCUUCCAAUAAUCUUAGUAAUUCGUCCAAUAUUAAUAUCAAUGAGCAACCAAGCAAACAGAAUGCCAAUAAAGACAAAAGCAAACGAAUAGCAAAACAAAACUCCACGAGAACGGACUUUUUUGCUGCUAAGUUGGCAAGUGCAGUAGAUGACGUUGAUACUUCGGAUAGUGAUGAAACGUUUGUUUACGAAAAUAAUGCUAAUGACUAUGAUAAUAACGUAUCCCAAAAUCCUAAUAAUAGAAUGGCACUUCCAAACGAGACUGCAUCCAUUAACGGAAGCAUUGUUAAUGCUGGAGGUAUUGCUACUACUUUAAAUAGUCCUCCAAUAAUUGAAGAAAAUUCAGAUGGAGGUCAUGCUCGAGCAGAAUCUAUACAUUCAGUGCAUUCGUCUAAAAUACCCACUAUAAGAUCAACAAAUAAUUCGAUUCCUCCAGCGGAAAUUAAUUCUCAGUCCGAACUGUUCAAGCCAAGACCUCUGCAACAAAGAACAGGGUCAAGUUAUUCUAUACCUCAUUUGCCACCUGUCAUACAAAAUAAUGAAGAUAGAUUACACCAUCCGGAUACUGCUUCUGGAAAAAAUAACACAAUAGCAUCAACUCAUUCUCCUGCAAGCCCUUAUGCGUUUCCGAGUAAAUCUCCCUCAAACCAAGGACUUGCAGGGACUGAAAGGUCUUAUACUUACCGCAGAAGCAAUAGUCAACAACCUAACACAGCUACAGCUAGUAUAAAUGAUGGGUAUAACGAAGAUGGCUAUUCUUACGAUGAAGUUGACGAUACAGAUAUAAUUGAUGAUGAUUAUGCGGACGAUGAAUAUUAUUCAUCCCACAGAGUUAACGAUCCUUCCAAUCCUUCCCAAAGUAAUGCCUUGUCAGGAUUUAACCCUCAUGUUAAUUCGAAUGAGAAUGUCAAGGAAGAUGUAGGACAUAACAACAAAAAUAUGAAUAGUUCGAUGACCAGCAAAAGUACAUCAAAAAAGAAUUUCAAAUCGUCUAAUUCAUCCUCUAAGUUAAGAUCAACAACUUCCAAACUUUUCGACAAAAAAGGGUCACAGCCAAGGCGUUAUAGUAUUAUACCCGAUGAUAUUGAUAUUGAGGAUUUUGAUGAUGAAUUGAUUUAUUACGAUAAUAACAUUCGUUUUCCAUAUAACAACUCCAAUCAAACAAAUCUUACUAAUGUUAAUUUUAACGAUUCGGCACCAUCAAUUAACCAUAAUCAUAGAAUUCCGCACUAUAGAUCUUUGAAUCUAAAUUUCCUGGGCAAAAGAAAUAAUAACCUUAAGAACAAAAGGUAUUUAUCAACUGGGCAACCUAUUGAACCAAGCAAUGAUAAUGAUCCUAAUACCCCACCGAACACUUCUCACACUAAGCAACUAAAUAGUGAUAUUUUUCCAUUUCCAUACCCGGAACCACACCAAAAGUAUUAUUGUGAUAUAGAUGAAUAUGAAGAGCCAACCCUGAAUGGUGAAUUCCAGGAUGUGGAAGCACAGUUUCGCUCUCCAAACUCAAGAAAUGUUUCAGGUCGCUCAAAACAUCCUUAUUUGUCAACAAGCAAUGGCCAUUUUUUAUUACCUAGAAAGAAGUCCGGUCAAACACUCAAAAACCAAAGAGUAAACUAUAUUAAAAAAUUUAUCUAUACACUAAUAAGUAUUAGCUGCAUAUUAUCGGUCGGAUUUAUAAUGGGUUUUGUACUUGCAACAACAAAAGAAUUAACCAACGUAUCAAUCAGUAGUUUUGAAAAUCCUAUAGUUUCUCAAGAUGAAUUAGUCUUUAAUGUUAUUGUGGAAGCUUUCAACCCUGGAUGGUUUGCUGUAUCUAUAGAUGAAGUCGAAUUAGAUAUAUUUGCAAAAAGUGGUUAUUUACCAGAGAGUAUGAAUAAUAUAGAUGUUGAUCUAGAAGGGCUAGAGACAAAAAACACUGUCGAGACGGUAUUAUUGGGGACAGUAACUAAUCUUGAAUCACCGAUGAUUUUCACAGGUGGCUUCUUCACGAGGGAGCUUAUAAGUCAAAGUGGUGAAAUUAAAUUAUUGAGACCUGGUAGAAAUUUAACUAAUUUGGAGUUUGAUAAAAACAGAAAUGAAUCCGAGCCUGAUAAUUCUGACAAAUGGGAAAUAAUUGCAAAGAACCCAUUCGACUUGAUAGUCAGGGGAAUAUUGAAGUAUAAUUUGCCAAUGAGCAAAAUGACUAAAUCUGUCAUUGUCAGUAAAGUAGGUUAUAUUGAUCCAAAUCAAGAUACACUCUAA